GUUCUGUGUUCUAUGGUGAAGGUAAAAUCUGAAUAAAAGUCAAUGACCUGUUAUUUUACGAAGUAAACAUCUCAGUGCAACAUACAUUAAUAAAUAGAUAUACAUAAACAAAAUAUUAAUUUAUGAAAUUACGAUGGCGUCAACACGUAUGAUUAUAAAUCGACAGAUUUCGACUUCGUCUGUUUGUCAUGGCAAGCGAAAUUUUCGAAAAUUUCUAUUAUACAACAAACGAGGUAGUCGUUCUUUUAAACAUGAACAAGCAACCAAUCCGGAUUGUGACAUUCCAAUCGAUAAAAGAGGAGUAAGGGAUACAGGACAUAAAGUGGGAAAUAAAUUUGUUAAUAUACCAGAAAUGAUACCAGAAAUUAUUGUGCCGUCACUAAAGGAUUUUCAUUUAAAACCAUACGUUUCUUAUAAAGUUAAGGAACUUCCAAAGCAUGAAUUCACAGCACAAGAUUUAUUCAACUUAGUAUAUGCAAAAAAAAUUGAAGAUGACUUUGAAAAUAAUCAAUUAGGCCCAAAUGGUGAACCACUAAAUCCCAGUGAAUAUGAGAAGUUAACUCCUAAGGAAGCUAAACUUAAGGCAGAACAAACUGGUACAGAUAUUUUCACUGUAGAUAGAAAUGACAUUAAUUGAAUGUAAAUAUAAUUGUAUUUAAUGUAUACAUACUUUAAGCAAAUAAAAUGAAGAAAAUGAAAAUUGAUGGUAUUCAAGUAACUUUAAUAUACCAUAGAUGUAGAGUAGCAUUUCAUUUUGCAGUCUGCAUAUGGUUUUAUUUAGUAUCUUCAUACACGCAAUGUAUACACUUGCUGACAGUUUUGCAGUUGAUAAAUAGUAAUUAUUUACUAUCAUACAUGACAGCAAGGAAACAGUAAAACAAAUGAUUCAUUGUAAAUGUAAAAACGGACAUUUUGGUUAGCAACGUUUUUUCUAUUUUUUGUUCAUUUUAUAUUGCCCAUUUCUAAUGCACUUGAACAAGUCCAUAAAGCACUUGUUUGUGUGGUCGGACAACAUAUUGCAAAACAAUAGUAAUAUGUCGCUGUCAAAGAUAGUUGCUUUCAAUAAAUUGUUUCUAGUAGUAAAAUAAAGUUCUUAGAGUUAAUUAUGAAAUAAAUUUACGCGCUAAUCAAUCAAAUGUCGUACAUUUUACAAAUGAUAUUUGUUUUAUGCAAUGUGAAAGUAUUAUUUUAAUAAAGACAUAAAUGCUGAA
Molecule: messenger RNA, 1211 nt
Organism: Megalopta genalis
Lineage: Eukaryota; Metazoa; Arthropoda; Insecta; Hymenoptera; Halictidae
Gene: mRpL41
Product: mitochondrial ribosomal protein L41
Biological process (GO): translation
Cellular component (GO): mitochondrial large ribosomal subunit
Molecular function (GO): structural constituent of ribosome
Source: RefSeq, a predicted model, not a curated record